AUGAAGUUGCUCGAUUUCCCGCCCGAGAUCUUCAAGCACGUUAUCCACUGCCUCGUAAGCGAUGCUGGCGUGGCAGGAUCCUGGAAGCUGCGUGGCGUCUGUCGUACGUUCGAUCAAGAGAUCAGCGAAAAUGUACUAGCUAUACAACCCAAAGAGGCUUUCGACGAUGAUCGAGAUCGCCAUCUUCUUCUCCGCCCAGGAAACCUGAAGUACUACAUCGCAUAUCACGUAAAGAACCCGCGCGAUGUCUUUCCAGAACUGCCUGCGAAGAUACAGCAAAUGCUAGACUAA
This is a messenger RNA of Alternaria atra, 291 nucleotides long. RefSeq lists its product as uncharacterized. The record is from RefSeq and is a predicted model, not a curated record. Lineage: Eukaryota; Fungi; Ascomycota; Dothideomycetes; Pleosporales; Pleosporaceae. Bases 1 to 291 code for a protein of 96 amino acids. The transcript has 2 exons.